AGUUGAUGACUACCCAAAGAGCUAAUGGGGCCAUGCUGGGCAUCUCAGAGCAGAUCCUUAAUCCAGAUAAAUAAGCACUAAUUAAAAGUGUUUCACAAAAGAGGCAAGUGGGAGGUACAGUUCUUCCUCGGGGGCGGGGAGUCAGGAACCUUUCCGGCUGGGAAGUUAUCUACACGUGGCAGGACUGUUCCCUGCCCAUAAGUUAUCCACUCGAGGCAGCUUUGUGUACCCAGUGAGAGCUGUCUUUUCCUGUCAGGAUGAGCCUGCCAGAAAACCAGAUCAAGGAGCCCGGCAAGCAGUUUCAGCCCACAAAAUCGCUCAAGGAGUCCAGCCUUGAGUCUCUGCCCGGAAACCUAUUCAAGGAGCCCAGCCAGGAGUCCCGGAUCCUGUGCCCUGACCCGGACAUCGUUGUGGAGCUGAAUGUAGGGGGCCAGUUCUACACCACCACCAUGGGCACCCUGAUGAAACAUCCAGGCUCAAAGUUUUCAGAGAUACUGUCCAGGUCAGCCAAACACUACAAGGAUGCACAGGGCCGCUUCUUCAUCGACCGGCCCGGCACCUACUUUGGGCUUCUCUUGGACUACCUACGCACUGGACAGACGCCCACAGAGUACAUUCCGGAGGUAUACCAAGAAGCUAAGUUCUACCAAAUCCAUCUCUUGGUCAAGCUUUUGGAAGAUAAGCCACAGAUCUUCGGUGAACAGGUGGCUAGGAUGCAGUUCCUGAUGGGAGUUCCGAACUACCGCGAAAACCUGGAGGUCCUGCUGCACCUGGCUCGGGCCGAGGCCGUGGCGAUGCGCUCGUCAAAGGUGGUGGUGUGUGUGGUGCGCACGGAGGAGGAUGAUGCCAAGUGCACGGAGCCACUGCACAUCUUGGAGGCCAAAAAGACACCAGUUGUCAAAUUCGGACCCUGGAAGGCAGGCCCUGUGACGGAGGACUUUCUGUACUGCCUGGAGAAGGACAUUAGAGCCAAGGGGUAUACGGUGGCCUCUCAGCGGUACCACCUGAGUAGGGAUCCCUACACAUGCUUCUGGAUACUCGUCUUCACUUGGUGGUGAUUGCUAGAGGCUGUGGUGGGACUCGUGAAAUCAGUCGCCAUCAAAAUCCACGUUCUAAAGCUGAGCCUGUAGUUCCGGAGCUUGGAAGGCUGAGAUAAGAAGACUGUCGUGAGUUUGAGGCCAGUCUGGUAUACAGACUGGGACCCUAUUGAAAUGGCUCAGGAGAAGUCAGGCUACCCUGUCUCCACACCUGCUAGACGCCACAUCCUCCUAGACAGAACAAAGUAAAGUUUCUUCCAUCUUCCAAGAAAUAAAGCUUGUAAAAUGUUGAGCAGAUCAAAGGGUUCUUCCUGCCUUGCUGGGAAAUAACCCUGAUGUAAAAACUCUUCUAGCCUGGACCUAAUGUCAUGGUUUUUGUCUUUAUAAACUCUGUAGUGCUUAACUUGGGACCAAGAGUUCUUUGUGGCAGGAUUCUGACAUCAGUCAUCAGAUUAAAUAAAGAACUCUUAGCUGG
Molecule: messenger RNA, 1512 nt
Organism: Rattus rattus (black rat)
Lineage: Eukaryota; Metazoa; Chordata; Mammalia; Rodentia; Muridae
Gene: Kctd14
Product: potassium channel tetramerization domain containing 14
Exons: 2
Coding region: 258-1058 (266 amino acids)
Biological process (GO): protein homooligomerization
Molecular function (GO): protein binding
Source: RefSeq, a predicted model, not a curated record